CUUUUUUUUUAUUACUUUUGUUAUUCUUUCAAAUACUUUGUGUUUGUCAUUUAUUUCACAAUGUCUCAGACGACGCAAGCACAGAAGGAGCAGCAGCUGAAGGAGCAGCAGAAGGAGCAGCAGCAACAGCAGCUUGCAUUGCCAGUGGCGCCUGCACUGCCAGCGGGUGCUGCUGAUCUGCGCGAGCUGCUCAAGGGCACUGAUCGAUACAACCCUACGCACAUUGAGCGCCUCGAAAAGUACAUCCAGGAGCAGGUCACCGACGGAACGUACGACUUCGAGUCCAACCUCGCCUUGCUGCGACUCUACCAGUUCCACCCGACCAAGGUCAACGCUGACGCAUCUGCCCAGGUCUUGCUCAAGAUGUUGCUCGUCCUCCCGGCUGGCGAUUAUGCCUCCAGCCUCUUCCUGCUGUCCGACAAGCUGCAAGCGGACGAGUCCAUCAAGAACAUUGUCGCCGCCGCCCACCACCUCGAGGCUGCUCAGUUCAUUCAAUUCUGGUCACUCGUGAACGCCACCCCCAAGAUCAAGCAGCUGAUGCCCUCCUUUGCCGACGAGGCCCGAAAGUUUAUUGCGCACAUCCUCUCCGUCUCGGCACAGAGCAUGGACCAGCUCCUCCUGUCCAAGUUCCUCGACUUGCAAGCAGGAGCUUUCGACUCGUUUGUCGCUGCGCAAGGGUGGGCAGUCGAGCGGGACGCUGUUUCGUUCGGCGUCAACAAGGAUAACCAGGCCAAGAGCAAGAACAUUUCCGAAAAGAUUCCGUUUAACAACUUGACAAAACUGCUGGGACAAGCCUUUGCUUAAAUUUCAUAGUUGCUGAGAUUUGUUGCCUUUUGCGUUGUGUGGUUUUGUGUGUGUGCGGUGUUUGUUUCUUGUCGUUGGAAUGAAAUUCUAUCUGAAAAUGCA
Capsaspora owczarzaki ATCC 30864 is the source of this 906-nucleotide messenger RNA. RefSeq lists its product as hypothetical. Gene Ontology annotation, molecular function: translation initiation factor activity; ribosome binding. Gene Ontology annotation, cellular component: cytoplasm; eukaryotic translation initiation factor 3 complex. The transcript has 5 exons. Bases 61 to 804 code for a protein of 247 amino acids. NCBI's taxonomy places the organism in Eukaryota, Filasterea, Ministeriida, Capsasporidae. Gene Ontology annotation, biological process: regulation of translational initiation. The record is from RefSeq and is a predicted model, not a curated record.